Anopheles maculipalpis is the source of this 1389-nucleotide messenger RNA. RefSeq names its product methionine aminopeptidase 1. NCBI's taxonomy places the organism in Eukaryota, Metazoa, Arthropoda, Insecta, Diptera, Culicidae. Gene Ontology annotation, biological process: proteolysis. The transcript is spliced from 4 exons. Gene Ontology annotation, molecular function: metalloaminopeptidase activity. Bases 244 to 1368 code for a protein of 374 amino acids. The record is from RefSeq and is a predicted model, not a curated record.
AGCGAAGCAAAAGAAAGACAACAAAAAGGGGAAAGAAAGGGAGGAAACGGAGGAAAAUAAAGGCAAAUCGAGCGAAUUCUUGUUCUUUUAAGGUCUAGUCAGUUACUUUUUCCUUCGUUACAAGUUAGGUAAUUGUGGUGCUGUGUUUUGCCUGCAUUUUACAUCAGUUCCCGGUGUUCGUUUGUACUGUUAGUUUUGCCCAGUGAUCAUUUCGAUAUUUAAGCGUGUCUGCAGGAAAGAAAAAUGAGUGAUAUUGCGAAGCAUCUCUGCGGCACCGAUGACUGCGAAAAGUCCGCCACCCUACAGUGCCCGGUGUGCCUGAAGAUGGGUAUCCAAGGGUCGUACUUUUGUAGUCAAGAUUGUUUCAAAGGUUCCUGGAAGGAGCAUAAAAUUAUUCAUCUGCUUGCGAAGGGAAAGGAAACGAAUGCGUACAAUCCGUGGCCUUACUACACGUUUACCGGCAAGCUGAGACCGUUCGAACAGACUCCGCGGCGCCCCGUACCGGCAUCCAUCCCAAGACCGGACUAUGCCGAUCACAAGGAAGGCCGAUCUAAGUCGGAAGAGGCACUGCGGGGGAAUAAUACGAUCAAAAUAUUGGACGACGAAGAGAUCGAGGGUAUGCGGGUGGCCUGCAAGCUCGGUCGCGAGGUUUUGGACGAAGCGGCACGCGUCUGUGGUGUCGGUGUGACGACGGAUGAAAUCGAUCGGGCCGUACAUGAGGCAUGCAUUGAGCGUGAAUGCUAUCCGAGCCCGAUGAACUACUAUAACUUCCCGAAGUCUUGCUGCACUUCGGUGAAUGAGGUGAUUUGUCACGGAAUACCGGAUCUGCGUCCGCUGGAGGAUGGCGAUCUGUGCAAUGUGGAUGUAACGGUGUACCAUCGUGGGUUUCACGGUGAUUUGAACGAAACGUUUUUCGUUGGCAAUGUGAAGGAGCAGCACAAAAAGCUGGUACAAGUUACCCACGAGGCGUUGAUGAAAGCGAUCGCAAUCGUAAAGCCCGGCGAACGUUAUCGUGAGAUCGGAAACGUAAUACAGAAGCAUGUGCAUGCACAUGGAUACAGCGUUGUAAAGAGCUAUUGUGGACAUGGCAUUCAUAGAUUGUUCCAUACCGCGCCGAAUGUACCUCAUUAUGCCAAAAAUUCUGCUGUUGGCGUUAUGAAACCAGGCCACUGCUUCACCAUCGAGCCGAUGAUAUCGGAAGGAACUUGGCGAGAUGUAUCUUGGCCAGAUGACUGGACUGCAGUUACUGCUGACGGUAUGUUUUCGGCUCAGUUUGAGCACACGCUGCUCGUCACAGAGUCCGGUUGCGACAUUUUAACGAAGCGAAGAAAUGAAACCGGCAAUCCACACUUUAUGGACCAAAUGUAGAAUGGAACUGGCGAAAGGACA